CUCAGUAUAUUUAUGCUACUUACACAUUACACACAUAUAAUUGUCACUAUCUGUAAUAGGUUUUCUGUCUUAAAAUUUACGAUCAGACGCGGUUAGAGAAGCUAACAAACGCUUUUUUAGUUUUAAUCGGUCUAAUGUUGAUUUAACUCCUUUUUAAAAUUUAAAUGAUUUAAUAUAUCUCACUCGUUUUUUAAACACUUAAUCAGCAAAGAUGACAACAGACAUGUCUUCCAUAAAGUCGUCUCCGGUGACACACGUAUUGUUCACACUGGUGUUUUUAGUGUCUGGCCUUACUGUCAACUUGUUACAGUUAUUAUUUUUUAUAACUCUGUGGCCACUAAACAAGGAUCUUUUCAGAAAAAUCAACUACUAUUUUUCAUACAUUAUUUACUCAGAACUCGUUUUCUUGUCCGAUUGGUGGGCUGGUAUACCGUAUUACUUUUAUAUAAACAAAGAGGAUUACAAGUUCUUCGGCAAAGAACAUGCGAUAUUCAUCAUUAACCACAAAUACGAAAUUGACUGGCUAACUGCUUGGGUCGUACACGAUCGAAUCGGUGGAAUUCUUGGGAACUGCAAAGCAUUCGCAAAAAAUAGUCUCAAAUACAUGCCCGUGAUUGGUUGGGCUUGGUGGUUCGGUGAAUUCUUAUUCCUUCAGAGAGACUUGGUAAAAGACAAGCACACAAUCGAAACGAAGCUCGGAAAGUUGUUCGAACAUGGAAACCCAGUCACGAUGUUGCUAUACGCAGAAGGCACCAGAUUCACAAAGGAUAAACAUGAGGCCAGCAUUAAGUUUGCUCGGUCUAAAGGACUGCCGGAGUUAAAGGAACACUUACUCCCGAGGACUAAAGGUUUCAGUAUUGGAUUGCCUCAUUUUAGACACAAUUUGCCAGCCGUCUACAACGUUCAAAUUGCUUUUAAAGGAGGAGAAAAACCAUCGCUGAGAGCGUUGUUAAGUGGUCAACGGUUUGAGGCACACGUGUACAUGGAAAGAAUACCCAUUGAACAGGUUCCAGAUGGUGACAAGGCGUGUGAAAAAUGGAUGUACGACAUGUACGAGAAAAAAGAUAAAAUGAUGGUCAGCUUCUUCAACACAGGAGAUUGGUUCAAGGAAAGUGGCGUAACACCAGUGGAGAAAUUUGUUCCGCCAUAUCGUUAUUAUUGUCUUCUAAACAUGAUUUUUUGGUCAAUCGUAGUUUUAGUACCUAUUUUCUACUUGGCAUUUAACAUAUUCAUUUCGGGAAAUAUACUUCAUAUAUUAUUGUUGGUGGUACCAAUUGGUUUACUUCACGUAGUCUUAUCCAAAAUGUUGAACGUUUCUGAAAUAAGUAAGACAUCUUCACAAUACGGUACAGAGAAACAAAAAACAAAAUAAAUACAAAUUAAUAAAGUAAAGAACAAAUAUUUUGUUUGAAGUAAUAAUUAUAAAAUACAAGUUAAAAAUAUUUGUUUAAAUAUUUAUUGGCUUUUGCCAUAGACCAUAUAGCUAUACUGUAUAUUCUAAUUUAAAUUGUUUUGACGUUUACUAUUUUUUAAGCUACCUCUUUUUUCUUAAAAUAAAAAUAAGAUAUUUUGUAAAUAUAAAA
This is a messenger RNA of Acyrthosiphon pisum (pea aphid), 1583 nucleotides long. Its product is annotated as 1-acyl-sn-glycerol-3-phosphate acyltransferase delta. NCBI's taxonomy places the organism in Eukaryota, Metazoa, Arthropoda, Insecta, Hemiptera, Aphididae. The transcript is spliced from 7 exons. The record is from RefSeq and is a predicted model, not a curated record. Gene Ontology annotation, cellular component: endomembrane system. The coding region runs from base 212 to 1372 and encodes 386 amino acids. Gene Ontology annotation, molecular function: 1-acylglycerol-3-phosphate O-acyltransferase activity.